Messenger RNA from Exophiala bonariae, 1491 nucleotides. RefSeq lists its product as uncharacterized. NCBI's taxonomy places the organism in Eukaryota, Fungi, Ascomycota, Eurotiomycetes, Chaetothyriales, Herpotrichiellaceae. The transcript has 5 exons. Bases 1 to 1491 code for a protein of 496 amino acids. Gene Ontology annotation, molecular function: oxidoreductase activity. The record is from RefSeq and is a predicted model, not a curated record.
AUGGAUAGCAAAGACGGCCUUCAUUACGACCCGGAGUCUGGAGUUCGAGAAGGCUUACCUUGUGAUGGGGUUAUUAUUCCAAGUGCUUUGCAUGUCGAACCGGGAAAAUUAUACGAUGCCAUUGUCAUUGGCGCAGGUUAUGCUGGAUUGAUAGCUGCGAGGGAUUUGGCUGUCCGCGUCACCGAAGGCCACAAGGUGUUACUCCUGGAAGCUCGAGACCGUAUUGGCGGAAGGACUUGGACGUCGGUCAUCGAAGGAUAUCCGUACGAGAUGGGAGGUACAUGGGUGCAUUGGGGUCAGCCUCACGUUUGGACGGAGCUUUCGCGGUAUAAUCUGGUUGACCAGCUCGAGGACUCGGCAGAAACUCUACCAGGUGUCACCCACAAGAUCUCUUACUAUUUUGAGCAUGGGAGGAACGAUCUAUCCGCCGAGGAAGACGCGCAAAACAUGAACACCGCCUUGACUGAGUUCUGCAAUGUCGAUGGGCAACUAGGGAAGACAGUCAUGCCCUUCCCCCACAAGCCGUUCACAGAAGCCGAGCAAUUUACCAAAUGGGACAGGAUAUCGGCAGCCGAACGUGUGAACCAGAUCAAGGAUCGAUUGACACCGGAUCAGCAGAGUCUUCUCCUCUCUAUCAUCGUCACGGCGUCAGGUUCACCAGCAGACCAAGUGGCAUUCACCGAGAUCCUUCGAUGGUGGGCUUUGGCCGGCUACGACUCACAAGCAUACAUGGACUACAUUAUCAAAUGGAAACUCAAGUGCGGCCAGACCCGUCUUGCACUACGCAUCUUCCGUGACGCAUUGGCCUCCGGCAACCUUUCCUAUCGCUUUUCGUCUCCUGUGCACCAAAUCGACCAGUCUCGACAGCAACUAGUCGUCACCGCGAAGGACGGCCAACAUAUGUCCGGACAGUACCUUGUCUGCACCGUGCCGUUGAAUACACUCAACGAUGUCAAGUUCAAUCCGCCACUGUCGCACAGCAAGGUAUUGGCAGCAUCCAGGGGUCAUGUCAACCUCUGCGUGAAGGCGCAUGCCGAAGUCGAAACAGCAGACCAUCGCUCCUGGUGGGGUAUGGCAUACAAUCGAAAGCCAGGCAUCAUGGCGGGCGCUUUCGGAGACGGACUCACUCCUAGUGGAAAUGCCCAUCUGGUUUCGUUCUCUCUGAACGACGCUUUCCAAGGUGGUUCCGAUCAUGGCUUCUCGCAAAUCAAAGCUGCAUAUGAAGAGUUUCAUCCAUUCAAGAUCAAGCGCCUGCUCUACCACCCAUGGGCGACUGAUCCCUAUGCAAAGGGAACUUGGGCCAUGUACGCGCUGGGCUUUGGCAGUCGCUUCAAACGUGAUCUGCAAGCCUCACAAGGUAGGAUUCAUUUUGCCAGCGCCGACUGGGCUGAUGGAUGGCAUGGGUUCAUCGAUGGAGCAAUGGAGCAGGGUAUGCGCGCCAGUGCGAAGAUAUUGACGGAGCUGCAGAAGGUGCCAGCUGCGAGGUUGUGA